This is a messenger RNA of Dermacentor silvarum, 4439 nucleotides long. RefSeq names its product ras-related protein Rab-33B. Gene Ontology annotation, molecular function: GTPase activity; GTP binding. Gene Ontology annotation, biological process: Rab protein signal transduction. The transcript has 3 exons. The record is from RefSeq and is a predicted model, not a curated record. The coding region runs from base 355 to 1032 and encodes 225 amino acids. NCBI's taxonomy places the organism in Eukaryota, Metazoa, Arthropoda, Arachnida, Ixodida, Ixodidae. Gene Ontology annotation, cellular component: endosome; Golgi apparatus.
UUCCAUUGUUUAUCAUCAUCAGUCAAGCCGUAAUGAAACAUGGCGUCUCAAUGGUCUCGCUAGUCUCGCAAUGGGAUAUCGAAACCGAUGUUCUUGUGACAAAGGUGCCGCUUGACACGUCCUACGGUUGUAUGUUUCCGUGACCUGGCCGGUGGAGUGGACGAAAGCACCUUUUGUUAUUUUGUGGAUCGCUCGUGUUUCGCCCCGGCAGCUGCUUAACGCUUAAUCCUCGCGAAAGUUGAUGUGUCGGGGCGCGUCCAACAGCUGCGUUUGUUUUGGUGUGAGCACCGAAGCGACAGCGAACGGUGGAAGCGCCGAGCUCCUUGGUUACGUAAGGACUCUUGCUGGCAGAGCAUGGAAGAGAAAUCGCCCGCAGGCUCUCCGAACAGAGUGAGCGUCGAGAAGCAGAAGCGCAUAUUCAAGAUCAUCGUCAUUGGAGACACAAAUGUGGGCAAGACGUGUCUGACUUACCGCUUCUGUUGCGGAAAGUUUCCUGCUAAAACAGAGGCUACCAUUGGAGUCGACUUUCGCGAAAGGACAGUGGAAGUAGACGGUGAGCAGAUUAAGCUCCAGCUAUGGGACACAGCUGGCCAGGAAAGGUUUCGCAAAAGCAUGGUCCAGCACUACUACCGCAAUGUGCAUGCGGUGGUGUUUGUCUACGAUGUCACAAGGAUGGCAUCCUACCAGAGCCUGCCCCUUUGGGUAGAGGAAUGCGAUGAGCACCAACUCACCUCGGACAUUCCUCGCAUUCUUGUUGGUAACAAGUGUGAUUGCAAAGACAAGGCUGCAGUGAGCACCAACAUGGCACAGAAGUUUGCUGAUAUGCACAACAUGCCCCUCUUUGAGACUUCGGCUAUGGAUGAGAGUGAGUCGGACCAUAUAGAGGCCAUCUUCAUGACCUUGGCACACAAGCUAAAGAACAGCAAGCCCAUGAUGACACCAGCACACUGGCAGGCAGAGGAGCGCUCACGCUCUGUCAUGUUACGUCAUGCCAAUGAUCGAUCAUAUUCAGAGUCUUCUUGCGCCUGUUGAGACUUCAUCUUAUUGACAUUUCUCUAGCUUUUUGCCUAUGGCAUACGCACAGCAAAAUCUGGUCCCUUUGUUUUUGCUUCUGCUGCAGUGCAUUAUGUGUGACCAGAUGCCGACGUUAGCAUAUUGAUGUACAGUGGUUUGACUGAAGGACGUGUUUAUAUUGCUGCUUUAAGGCACAAUUUCUUUUGGCUUUGACAUUCGCUUUCUGUCAACAUCGCUGUUGUAAAUGUACACGGUGGUCCUUUAUCAAAGGGAACACGCGAGCGCGUGGCCUGUGCUCUGCGGCGGCUGCUUGGAGCGCCAGCAAGUGGCAGCAAAAGGAAUCGCGUCCGCUUUUGGCGUCAUCUAUUGGCGGCCAGAAUAACCAGACACGACUGAUGGGCAUGCUCAAGAGGCGGGGCCUGCAGUGCAGCAUCUGCUGCUAGCAAACUGCGCUCUACAUGAGCGUAGUGGAAACUUGUAAGUGCCAACAUACACCCGAUAGUUAAUAAGUACUCCAAGUGUAAUCUUUUACAGCACGCAGCUCUGGCUUCCUGCUUCCCCGCAUAGCGUGAAUAAAUGUAACCUGAUUCGAAGUGAUUUAGGAGAGAGCGAUGCACUCAAUUGAAACUUUGGUGGUGGCAAAUAAACACAAUUAAUUAAUUAAGCAAAUGUCACCAACACACCAAUAAUGAAGGCUAAUUGAUUAAUUAGGAGUACUUAUUUUUGAUGAAGAUUAAUUAAUUUAAUCCUAAUGGAUUAUGCUAAUUUAACCUAGAUUUAUUUUAGCUUCCCUACUCUUAAUUGCCCUUAAUUAAUCGUCAUUGUGCUUCAGUAAUUUCAUUGUAAUUGAUAUUAAUUAGGCUUCCUUACCUUCAUUUGUUUUUAGUCUUUUUCAGGCCUAAUAAUUUAAUGGUAAUUAAUCUUAUUAGUAUUUUAUUAACCUAAUUGCAACUAAUACCUCCAAGUACUCACUAUUUAUAGUCAUAAUCAUAAACCUCAGUAGUCACACAAAGUCACAAGGCAUUCUCAUAUAAACCCCUGCAGCACCCCAUGUACAUCUAUGGAGCUCAUUGUGACGUGUUACAGACAGACAGACGGUCAGAUUUCCGAGUAAAGUAGCCCUAGAGUGCUUACGCAUUAAAAUAUGCUGGGAGUACCUAAUAACUACCGGGCAUAUGUUGGCACUUCCACAUUUCCAGUGCGGUUGUGUGCCGACUGCAAUUUGCUAGCAGCAGAUGCUGCGCUGCAAGCCCCGCUCCUUGCACAAGUCAUGCGGGGGAGCGAGUCCAGCUAAAUCCAGCAGGCGCUUGCCUAUCAACUAUGCCUAGUUAUUCUGGCCGCCAAUAGAUGAUGCCAGAAGCGGACGUGCUUUCUCUUGCUGCCACUUGCUGUAGCUCUAAGCUGCCGCUGCAGAGCACAGGCCAUGUGCUCGCAUGUUCUCUUUCAUAAAGGACCACUGUGUACAGUGAGGUGAGAGGACUAGAAUGUGUCAAGAUCGCUGCGACCCAUAAGGUAUUAGUGACACAUCAGUAAUUGCACACACAUGCUAAAUUGUGUGCGUCACGUUGUAAUUCAGGGUGCUAAUGACGUCUUGUUUUGACAUAGUGUGCUUACACACUGAGCGCCCUUCUUUUAGCUUUUAACCUAUGCGCAAUCAGCAGGUAAAUGCAUGCCUCAGUGGAAUACCAAUGUUACAUUGUCUGAAACAUAUUUACAACUAAGCUUCGUUUCACUAUUAUCUGUGUGCCAACAACUGCUGCUCACAAUGAACUAAGUGAAAAUGCUAUUCGUUUUUCUAGGUGCUUCUCUGUAUUGGCCUUCAUCAUGUGAUAUUGCUGAGUUAUGAAACAGGUGGCAGCUUUUGUGUAGAGUUCAUUAAAAAAUGCAAGCAGCUAUCAAGGCAGAGCAUUUGAAUGCUAGCUCUUGUUGCUGGACUGACUCGGCUCAGAUGAGUUUAGUCUACACAUUUAUCGAAGAUUUGAAAUCAUGGCAGUAACAUUCCAUGUUGCAUCACUAUAUUUGCCCCUCUCAGAUCAGUGUAGCAGUUGGCCUAUGACCAACUUGAUCUCUUUGUCGUAAUCUCUGCUGCAGCAUCACUGAAGUGCAGAAUUUAGUGCACCAUAAAUCAGUUCAAUUCAGAGAGCUGUCGGCUGCUUUUUUCUGGUGAUGUUUUUGCACUCUGAUGUUCAUAUUACAUACUAAACAAAAAUUUUUUGUAACCCGAUUUCCUGUAUAGUAACAAUUAAACACGUAAAUAUUGCCAAGUUUGAGCAAUGAUUUACAUUGUAAAUGUAUUCAUGUUUGGAACACUGUGCUGAUCAACAAUCUUGAUGAAGUUAUGAUUCACAUAUUGGUGGCAAUAUUUGAGUACUGUGCAGAUGUAUGAUGUUUGUGCAGCUAUUUUACGAGAUUCAGUCAAAUUUAUAAUGCAGCCUUCGUUAUUCGUUAUUGGGAUGCUAAAGGCAAGUGACAAAAAACUUAAAAGGGAAGCUGGUGCUAACACUGUGAGACAUGAACUGCAAGCAGAUACUCAUGCAUGUGCUCAAAGCAUGCUUUAUCUAAAAAGCAGAACACUUUGUUCACUGCUGUCUCGCUUGUUGGGAGCUGCUUCGCGUAGAGCUGCAGUGAUCAACAGGGGUAUAGUAUUGUUGACUUUUAAUAAAACAAGACCUCACACGCUAUGGUUACGAGAGACUACCUCACGUGCUGUAUUAAGCAGUGCUCUACGAAUUUAUGCCAAAAAUUAUUAAUGGAAUUCCUACUGGUGUCACUUUCUUUCUGUAUUUUUUUUAUCAGUUAUCUUUAGUGUACAAAAUAAUAUUUGAACGCACUCUCCCUGUGAUUUUUAGUUUACAUGUCAGUUAGCUUCUAGAAGGCUGAAAUUAAAUAUGCCAGUUUCACUGACAUUGACUGAUUUUUUCCAUGAAAAAUCAAGUCUGUGGUGGGAGGUAGGCACGCCUAUUCUCGUGACAUCGUGCAAUUGAAGUUUUCCCCAUCAUGACUAGCCAUUUGGCCUUCCUAGAACCUAAGUCGAGUUCAUAUAUUGUAUUAUAACAAGACAUGCAAGAAAACUAUGGAAAAGGUAAACAUCAAAUGUUAUAAGUUCCUCACGAGAUGAGGUGUGACGGAAUUGUGCCUGAUGUCAUAAGAUGUCAUUAGCCUUCUCUGUUGCUAGCACUUUGGUGGUCUGGGCUAGAAAUGAAAGCAGUGGUUUUAUGUACAUGAUGUUCAGACCAGUAUAUGUUUUGUAGCUGGCAAAAAAUGUACUAUAAUGGUAUUUCAGCAAUGUUCAUUGACAGUUAUUUUUGUUUUAGAAGAAUCCGUACUGAAAAGAGGUUUUGCUAUUUGAUAAGUUGCUGUAUAUUGUCAGGUGUACUGAUUUAUGUUGGUGCCUCUGUCUCUAAAUAAAAGACUCUUAAACCUUU